Messenger RNA from Filobasidium floriforme, 1699 nucleotides. Its product is annotated as glycoside hydrolase superfamily. Gene Ontology annotation, biological process: glucan catabolic process. Gene Ontology annotation, molecular function: beta-glucosidase activity. The coding region runs from base 315 to 1598 and encodes 427 amino acids. Gene Ontology annotation, cellular component: extracellular region; cell surface. The transcript has 9 exons. The record is from RefSeq and is a predicted model, not a curated record. Lineage: Eukaryota; Fungi; Basidiomycota; Tremellomycetes; Filobasidiales; Filobasidiaceae.
GUCUUGUCCUGUAUCGAUACCUGAGUUACCUACAUGCAGUCCGAGUGGUCCGAGUGAUCGACGAUAUCUGCACGAUAUCGCCACCGCCUUCCCUCUUCUCGGUCGCCGUAGCAGCGCCAAGAGCUACGUGGUUCCUUCAUUCAUCAUCGACAUUUCUCGACCACAGCCUCCCUCCCCCUUUGCAUCGAUCGAUGGUGGCGAUCAACAAUCUAUCUCAUAUCACAAACUAGUCAAACUAGUUUCUAGACCAUGAUCCCCCAUCCUAGUGUACAAUACCACCUCUCCUCACUUUCCACCCACCCAUCCAUCAUCGGAUGGCCGUCGAUGCUGUUCGAGGGGUCAACCUCGGAGGCUGGCUCUUGACCGAACAAUGGAUCACGCCCUCGGUAUAUUCCGGCGAGGCCAACGACGAAUGGAACCUCUGCAACGUGCUGGGCAAGAGGAGAUGUCUGUCCACCUUGGAGAGUCAUUGGAGCUCGUUCAUCACCAAGGAUGAUUUCGAGGAGAUGAUCUCGUUUGGCCUAAAUUCCGUACGGAUACCUAUAGGUUACUGGGCGGUCGAUCUUUUGGACUAUGAGCCCUACGUCUCUGGCCAAUACCCUUACCUGAUCCAAUCAGUUCACUGGGCCCAAGAACUGGGCAUGACCGUCCUCAUCGACCUGCACGGCGUCCCCGGCUCUCAGAACGGGCAAGACAAUAGCGGUCUUAUAGGUCCGAUCCUCUUCCCUUCCAAUACGACGAAUACGGAGCGGACGUUGAACGUCUUGAGGAACUUGACGGAGGAGUUUUCUCGGGCCGAGUAUGGGGGUGUUGUCACCUCGAUCGAGCUGUUGAACGAGCCUAGGCUCGGACAGGCGGAUUUCGAGAUGGACGAUUUGAAAGCGUUUUAUACCGUUGGGAGCGAGGCUGUCCGGACGGCGGAUCAAGGGAUGGGCGUGAUGAUCCAUGACGCCUUCUGGGGCCCAAGAUACUGGGCGGGUUAUGACCCUGCAUCAUCUUCUUCGUCGUCGUCGAUGGGCUCGGCAUCACCCUCCUACCUGGAGAUCGAUACGCAUCAAUACUACGCCUUUGCACCGCUCAUCAACCUCCCCCACGCAACCAUCCUCGAAUCGGUGUGUAAUGUCUCCCGGAUGCUCAAGUCCACCGAUCGGACGAGAGUACCGGCGACCAUCGUCGGGGAGUGGAGUUUACAAACUGGUCGAGGUCCGGACGACCCGGUGUCAAACAGGGGACAACCCGAUCAAGCUCGACGGACUUGGUUCAGGUUAUUGUUCGAGUCGCAGCUAGCUGCCUAUUCGCCAAGUGCUGAAGGUCAGGCGAACCUCGGAUGGUAUUAUUGGACCUGGAAGACGGAGUGGGAAAUCGAUACCUGGUCUUACCGCCGCGGAGUACGAGACGGGUAUAUCCCCUCCGACGUGAGCAACGCAUCGACCCUGGCGUACCCUAUUCUGGACAACGGAUGCGUCGAUUCGACGUUCAACUACACGGCGCCGAAGAAGGCUGGCUCGGCGGUAGGGAAGGCAGGAGGAAUGCGGUCGGUUCGGCAGGUAGUAGGGAUUGGCUUGUUGACUAUAAUUCUCGGGUUUGUUGCAUUGUAAAAGAACAAGAUUCGAUCGAGGUCGCUGCUGCUCUUGUGUAUAGAUGGUAUUGCAUUCCAUGCGUUCGUUCUUUCAACAAGGUCCGAGUGGAUUCAUCUAGG